Messenger RNA from Varanus komodoensis (Komodo dragon), 5237 nucleotides. It is a transcript of the gene DDX46, whose product is annotated as DEAD-box helicase 46. The coding region runs from base 129 to 3281 and encodes 1050 amino acids. Lineage: Eukaryota; Metazoa; Chordata; Lepidosauria; Squamata; Varanidae. The transcript has 24 exons. The record is from RefSeq and is a predicted model, not a curated record. Gene Ontology annotation, molecular function: RNA binding; RNA helicase activity; ATP binding.
CCCGUCUUCUCUAUUACUGCGUAGGUCGGUUCAUUUCCGCCUCGCUUGGUCCGUCGGAGAUGGCAACUGUGGCAGCCUCGCCUUGAGAGACAAAACGCAGAACAAGAAGGCCGCUGGUCGGUGCCGCCAUGGGUCGGGAGUCCAGAUCAACAAAGCAACAGUUGUCCAAACAAAAACAGCAUUAUCGGAAGCGCUCCUCAUCACGAGGGCGCUCUGGUAGCCGUUCUCGAAGUCGUUCUCCACCUGACAAAAGAGCAAAACGUGGAGAUGAUAGGCGCUCUAGAAGCAGGGACAGAGAUCGCAGACGUGAGAGAUCACGGAGCAGGGACAAGAGGAGAUCUCGAUCACGUGAUAGGAAACGUGUGAGGCGUUCAAGAAGCAGAGAGAGGGAACGAAGCAGGGAGAGGAGACGAUCCCGUAGUCGAGAGAGAAGAAGAUCCAGAAGCCGAAGCAGAGGGAGAAGGUCCCGAUCUUCCAGCCCUGGCAAGAACAAAAAAGUAGAAAACAGAUCACGAUCUAAAGAAAAGAUAGAAGGUGUGGAAGUUAACAAAGAAAAGAAAAAGGAGAAAGAGGACAAAGAAGAAGAAAAGGAUAAAGAUGUAAAUAAUUUUGAUCAGAACAAAUUAGAAGAAGAAAUGAGAAAACGAAAAGAAAGAGUAGAAAAAUGGAGAGAAGAACAGCGCAAGAAAGCUAUGGAAAAUAUAGGAGAACUGAAAAAAGAAAUUGAAGAGAUGAAGCAGGGGAAGAAAUGGAGCUUAGAAGAUGAUGAUGAUGAUGAUGAAGAAACAGCAGAAGGAGAAAAAGAAGGCAAUGAAAUUGAAGAUGAAGAACUAGAUCCAUUAGAUGCAUAUAUGGAAGAAGUAAAGGAAGAGGUCAAGAAAUUUAAUAUGAGGAGCGUAAAAGGUGGUGGUGGAAGUGAAAAGAAAUCUGGGCCAACAGUUACUAAAGUAGUAACUGUGGUGAAAACUAAAAAGGCAUCUCCAGAGACCGAAAAGAAAAAAGGAGAACUCAUGGUGAAUGACCAAGAUGCAAUGGAGUAUUCCUCUGAAGAGGAGGAAGUUGAUCUCCAGACUGCAUUAACAGGCUACCAGACCAAACAUAGGAAGUUACUAGAACCAGUGGAUCACGGGAAGAUUGAAUAUGAGACUUACAGGAAAAAUUUCUAUGUUGAAGUUCCAGAGCUGGCUAAAAUGAGUCAAGAAGAGGUGAAUACAUUUAGGAUGGAAAUGGAAGGAAUUACAGUCAAGGGUAAAGGAUGUCCUAAGCCAAUCAAAACCUGGGUGCAGUGUGGUAUUUCUAUGAAAAUUCUGAAUUCCCUGAAAAAGCAUGGCUAUGACAAACCCACCCCUAUCCAAGCCCAAGCUAUACCUGCAAUUAUGAGUGGACGGGAUUUAAUUGGCAUUGCUAAAACGGGAAGUGGAAAAACCAUUGCUUUUCUGUUGCCCAUGUUCAGACACAUCAUGGAUCAGAGACAAUUAGAAGAAGGGGAAGGCCCAAUAGCUGUCAUUAUGACUCCUACACGAGAGUUGGCUUUGCAGAUUACAAAGGAGUGCAAGAAGUUCUCCAAGACACUUGGGGUUAGAGUUGUUUGUGUAUAUGGAGGAACAGGAAUAAGUGAACAGAUUGCUGAACUGAAAAGGGGUGCUGAAAUUAUCGUUUGCACACCUGGCCGUAUGAUUGAUAUGUUAGCAGCUAAUAAUGGCCGGGUGACAAAUCUUCGAAGAGUGACAUAUGUUGUCCUUGAUGAAGCUGAUAGAAUGUUUGACAUGGGCUUUGAGCCUCAGGUUAUGCGCAUUGUAGACAAUGUGAGACCUGACCGGCAGACAGUUAUGUUCUCUGCUACCUUCCCUAGAGCCAUGGAGGCUUUAGCUCGUCGAAUACUAAGUAAGCCAAUUGAAGUCCAAGUUGGUGGCAGGAGUGUUGUCUGUUCUGAUGUGGAACAGCAUGUGGUUGUCAUAGAGGAAGAGAACAAGUUUUUGAAGUUACUUGAAUUACUAGGACACUAUCAGGAAAAAGGAUCUGUCAUUAUAUUUGUAGAUAAACAAGAACAUGCAGAUGGAUUGCUGAAAGACUUAAUGAGAGCUUCUUAUCCUUGCUUGUCACUUCAUGGAGGCAUUGACCAGUAUGAUAGAGAUAGUAUAAUCAAUGAUUUUAAGAGUGGAGUGUGUAAACUACUUGUUGCCACAUCUGUAGCAGCCCGUGGUCUUGAUGUAAAACAUCUCAUGCUUGUCAUCAACUACAGCUGCCCCAAUCAUUAUGAGGAUUAUGUGCACAGAGCAGGCAGAACUGGACGAGCAGGCAACAAAGGAUAUGCGUAUACUUUUAUAACGGAAGAUCAAGCACGGUAUGCUGGUGAUAUAAUUAAAGCUUUCGAGUUAUCAGGUACUGCAGUUCCUUCUGAGCUAGAAAAGCUUUGGACUGAUUUCAAAGAUCAGCAAAAGGCUGAAGGGAAGACAAUUAAAAAGAGUAGUGGGUUCUCUGGUAAAGGCUUCAAGUUUGAUGAAACAGAAGAAGCUUUGGCUAAUGAGAGAAAGAAACUGCAAAAAGCUGCACUUGGUUUGCAGGAUUCAGAUGAUGAAGAUACUGCAGUGGAUAUUGAUGAACAGAUUGAAAGCAUGUUCAAUUCAAAGAAAAGAGUGAAGGACAUGGCAUCAUCUGGUGGAACAUCUAAUGUUCCUGCCCCAACAGCAGGAAAUGCAGAAAAAUUAGAAAUAGCGAAAAGAUUAGCAUUGAGAAUCAAUGCACAGAAGAAUCUUGGAGCUGAGGCACAAGUAUCUGUCUCUUUUCAAUUUAAGGAUGUUAUGCAGCAAGCUACAAAUGCUAUCCUGAGAGGUGGUACAAUUCAGGCUCCGACAGUAUCUGCUAAGACAAUUGCAGAACAACUGGCUGAGAAGAUCAAUGCAAAGCUCAAUUAUGUGCCCAUAGAGAAACAAGAAGAGGAGAAACAGGAAGGAGGACAAAAUGAAUCCUUUAAGAGAUAUGAAGAAGAACUGGAAAUUAAUGAUUUCCCACAGACUGCUAGGUGGAAAGUAACAUCAAAGGAGGCACUACACAGAAUAAGUGAAUAUUCUGAAGCUGCCAUUACAAUCAGAGGAACAUACUUUCCUCCAGGCAAAGAACCCAAGGAGGGAGAACGAAAAAUUUACUUGGCUAUUGAGAGUGCCAAUGAACUGGCUGUGCAAAAAGCAAAAGCAGAAAUUACAAGACUUAUCAAAGAAGAGCUUAUCAGAUUGCAAAAUUCAUACCAACCAACCAACAAAGGAAGAUACAAAGUUUUAUAAAUAUUUGGAGUAAAUCUGCCAGUUUCUCAUUUGUGAAACUUUGUCAUUUCUGAUUAUAUUUACUGUUUACACUGCGUAUUUGUAAAUUACUUUUUUAAUAUUGUCAUGCUGAAUUUUUUUAAAGAUCAAAAUCAUUUGUCAGGAGAUUGCUUUCAGCUCAUAGGACAACCGUUUCAGGAGGACACGAUUAAACUUUUUAAUUUGUAUGCUUUUUCUGCUAAAUGUACUGAAUAAAAUUUAAACUAGUUGAAACUUUCCUGAAAGAAUGUAGUAUAAUCUCAGUUUGAAGAUCUUAUCCAGGGGUUGGAAAGUAUAGUAUAUCAAGGCUCAUGUUUUGCAGUAAUUGAAAAAAAAAUGCUAUAAAAUAAAGGCUAAGUGUUCCUCCCCCUCCCCCUCCCCUUCUUUCAGUCCCUUUGAGAUCACUGAGAACUUUAUGAUCUCCUAAAACUAUAUAGAUAGACUGGAACCUUGGUUACAUAAAUUCUAACUGAACUUUGAUUAUAUAGAUACAAAAAAGUUAUGUCUGUAUAUUUUUCUGCAAAAUGAGAGAUUUGGAAAAUUUAAAGCCGCUUUCUAUAAAUGUUUGAAUAAUAGGUUUAGUCAACUAAUGUGAAUGCAUUAUUUUAUGAGAGAAUGCACUUCCACAUCAAAGUUAUUUCAUCAGGGAAGUACAUUUAGUCAAGCCGUGUGUGUGUAACAUAUGUAUAUUUUUUAUUUCUUCCCAAGACUUUCUUUUGGUGUAUAUACAAGAGAAGAAUUAGUUAGCAGGCCACUUCUAGCAUUGAUACUGCUGCUUUGGAAUAUGGUUGCCCAGUUGCCGGCCUGGAGCAUGUAAACUGACUGAGAAGUUGGUCUCGUGAUCUCAGAAUGCAGCCUAACUGAGCUUGGGUCUUACUUCCUACCUAUCCCCAGCAGAAUAUUUAAGGGAUAACUUGUCUCACUUUCUUGUAAUUUUAGCUUUAAUGUUGCCCCAUCAUUGGUGGUAUCUUUAUGCAAACAAUGACAGUAAGAAUUAAAACUGAAAAAUGCGCAAUUUUGGUAAUCUUAUGAUAGGAAUGGUGAUAUAGGGUAAAAUCUUGUUUGAUAUGUAAUAUGUAUGUUGAUCUAGAGGUGGGCAACUUGUAGCCCUCUCAGUGUUUUGGCCUACAACCCCCAAGCAUUCCUCAUCAUUAGCAAUGCUAGCUAGGUCUGGUGGGUGUUUCAGCCUGCAGGUUGACUGCCCAUGAUUAAACACAGCUGUAAAUACAACUUACAGAGUAAUCCUAUGGAGCUCAGUGGGGGGAGGGGGGAGUCCAUGGUGUGGGAACUGCUGACCAGAACAGAAGACUUGUAACAGUUUUUUUUUCUUUCCAGUUUCUCUCUUUUCCCAUUUUCUUUCCCUCCUAUUGGUUCCAGUAGGAUAAGAAAUAAAUAUCCAAGCCCUUCUGUGAUUCACUAACACAUACCUAGAAUACCUCUGGUUUUCCCUUUGCUGCCAAUGGUGCGCCACAACAGCAGAGCUUUUCUGCACACAGUCAAGGGAAGCUCUCCUCAGCUGGGAAUCCAUAAUAUCCUAUAGCCCCUGGGAGUCUCCAGGGAUCAUAAGAGAGCAGUCCAAAAUUUCAAAACCAUAGCCAUAAAUUGCAUUUAAAUGUGUUAGGACCCUCUAAAACAAUGUACUAGAUUACCCAACACAUUUUAUGCUAAUAGUUUGCUUUUGAACACUGCUCCCUCGACACUUUGUGACUGUUUUGCUUUUCUAUUUUAAAAAAAUUAAAUCACUCACUAGAUCCACAGAAGGAAAGAUAGAACAGGAGUCAGGGACAUGAUUUUGUUUUGAAACAUUUUGUAUUGGCAACUACUUGGAGAAGCCGUUAUCAUGGAUUUUAGAGUGAAUGCAAGGAUUUUUGUAAAAAGCAUUUUCAUUAUAUGUGGUUUCUUAUACCCUCACAAAAUAAAAUAAAAAGUCAUUGUGUA